AUGUGUAGUGAGGUAGCGGCCCACAAUCCUUUAGUCCAACAGUUUACUCUGAGAAAGGGGGCGGCGGUGUGCUGGAUGUUGUUUCAUCGCCUGCGGAAAGACGACGAGCUGUCAGACGGCGACCCGGCGUGUCCGUCACUGACCUUUCUCAUCCGUUUCUGGCGUAAUCAACGGCGUGGACGUAGCAGUAUGGAUGCCAUGGUAACCGCGCCAUCCCAUCAGCUGUGUCCCACCGGCUGUUGCUCUCAACCGAGUCAGAAGUCCUUUGACCUGCCCUCAGAGCAGUACACCGUGCCCCCUCACAGGCAGAGGGUUGCGGUGUGUCCCAGUGGGAGGUAUGGUACAGGUUGUGCCGAGGUGUGUACGUGUACCAACAACAGCACGUGUUACCCCGUGGACGGCUCCUGUCAGUGUUUCCCCGGAUGGAUAGGAGAGGACUGCUCCAGGGCCUGUCCUCAGGGUUGGUGGGGUCCAGACUGUAUCCAUGUGUGUAACUGUCAUAAUGGAGCACAGUGCGGCGCAGCAGAUGGAGAGUGUUACUGCAGUCCAGGCUGGACUGGACUCUACUGUACCCAACGCUGCCCCUCCGGUUUCUACGGCGCUAGUUGUGCAGAGGUGUGUCACUGCCAGAAUGGAGCCGACUGUGACCACAUCACAGGGCAGUGUUCCUGCAGAACCGGCUUCAUCGGAACCAGCUGUGAACUGAAGUGUCCUGCAGGGACGUUUGGUUACGGGUGCCAGCAGCUGUGCGAGUGUAUGAACAACGCCACCUGCGACCACGUGACAGGAACCUGUUACUGCAGCAUCGGCUUCAAAGGCAUCCGCUGUGACCAGGCGGCCCUGAUGAUGGAGGAGCUGAACCCCUACACGAAGAUCAGCCCGGCGCUGGCCACAGAGCGCCAGUCGGUGGCCGCCGUCCUGGGCAUCAUCUUCCUGCUGCUGCUCAUCAUGGCCAUGCUGGGCCUGGUGGUCUGGUUCCAGUACCGGCAGAGGGAGAAGGGCCACCACGUCCCAAACGUCACCUACACCCCGGCUCUACGGAUCAACACCGCCGACUACUCCCUGUCCGGGCUGCAGUGUACUGGUUUGCUCUCCUCUCCAGAAACCUCCCCCAGCAACAACGGCCACUGCUUCUCCAACCCCAGCUACCGCACGCUGGGGCCGUGCACGUACGCCGCCCACUACUCCAAGCCCGACAAGAGGACCCCCGCUAAGAUGAAGACCAAGAGGAGACACAGGAACAGCGCUCCUGAGUGGGGCGCCUACUGCAACCUGAGUGACCUGGGUGUCUACUGUGUGGACAGACGCUACAGCUACAGCUACCAUCUGGAUCCCCAUUACAGAGACUACAUGAAAGGCUCUCUGUCCAGCACCUGCUCUCUAAGCAGCGAGAACCCGUACGCCACCAUCAGCGACCCGCCGGGCCCGGUCUGUAAGCACCCAGAGAGCAGCUACGUGGAGAUGAAGUCUCCGGCUCACCGCGAUCACAUGACCCAGUGCCGCUCCACGGCCAUUGUCAAUACAAGCAGCUCCGCGGCAGUCACCACCAAGAACGUCUACGACAUGGAACCAACCGUCAGUGUCCUCCAGGGGCUUCCCAGUUACCCCCAGAGCCCCUACGACCUGCCCAGAAACAGCCACAUCCCCAGCCACUAUGACCUGCUGCCCAUGCGGCCCAGCCCCUCCCACAGCCAGACCCUCCACGUCGCCCCGCCACCAGGAAGUCCCGCCAGCUCGCUGCUGUAG
Molecule: messenger RNA, 1746 nt
Organism: Lampris incognitus (smalleye Pacific opah)
Lineage: Eukaryota; Metazoa; Chordata; Actinopteri; Lampriformes; Lampridae
Product: multiple epidermal growth factor-like domains protein 10
Exons: 11
Coding region: 1-1746 (581 amino acids)
Molecular function (GO): scavenger receptor activity
Source: RefSeq, a predicted model, not a curated record